Molecule: messenger RNA, 1642 nt
Organism: Molossus molossus (Pallas's mastiff bat)
Lineage: Eukaryota; Metazoa; Chordata; Mammalia; Chiroptera; Molossidae
Gene: HMG20B
Product: high mobility group 20B
Exons: 10
Coding region: 69-1022 (317 amino acids)
Biological process (GO): regulation of gene expression
Cellular component (GO): nucleus
Source: RefSeq, a predicted model, not a curated record
UUGGUUGGAGAGUCGCAGCAGCCGAGAGGUCCGGGAAAGUUUCUUUGGAGGUGCGGCCGGGAGCGGCCAUGUCCCACGGCCCCAAGCAGCCCGGCGCGGCCGUCGCGCCGGCGGGUAGCAAGGCUCCUGGACAGCAUGGGGGCUUCGUGGUGGCUGUCAAGCAAGAGCGCGGCGAGGUCCCGCGAGUCAGUGAGAAGGGGUCCCACGAGGAGGAGCCUGUGAAGAAGCGCGGCUGGCCCAAAGGAAAGAAGCGAAAGAAGAUCCUGCCAAAUGGUCCCAAAGCACCUGUCACUGGCUAUGUGCGCUUCCUGAACGAGCGGCGUGAGCAGAUUCGCACGCGCCACCCGGACCUGCCCUUUCCUGAGAUCACCAAGAUGCUGGGUGCCGAGUGGAGCAAACUGCAGCCCACAGAGAAGCAGCGGUACCUGGACGAGGCCGAGAGGGAGAAGCAGCAAUACAUGAAGGAGCUGCGGGCAUACCAGCAGUCAGAAGCCUACAAGAUGUGCACUGAGAAGAUCCAGGAAAAGAAGAUCAAGAAAGAGGACUCGGGCUCCGGGCUCAUGAAUACCCUCUUGAAUGGACACAAGGGUGGGGACUGCGAUGGCUUCUCCACCUUUGAUGUCCCUAUUUUCACUGAAGAGUUCUUGGACCAAAACAAAGCGCGGGAGGCAGAGCUGCGGCGCCUGCGGAAGAUGAACGUGGCCUUCGAGGAGCAGAACGCGGUGCUGCAGAGGCACACGCAGAACAUGAGCAGCGCGCGUGAGCGCCUGGAGCAGGAGCUGGCUCUGGAGGAGCGGCGGACGCUGGCUCUGCAGCAGCAGCUCCAGGCUGUGCGCCAGGCGCUCACCGCCAGCUUCGCCUCGCUGCCGGUCCCUGGCACGGGCGAGACGCCCACGCUCAGCACGCUGGACUUCUACAUGGCCCGGCUGCACGGAGCCAUUGAGCGCGACCCUGCGCAGCAUGAGAAGCUCAUCAUCCGCAUCAAGGAGAUCCUGGCCCAGGUUGCCAGUGAGCACUUGUGAAGGUGUUUAUCAUGCCCCCGGAGAUCCAGAGAAGACCAAAUUCUAGUCCUGGCCCCACCCCCACUCCUACCCCAUGGAGGAGGGAUGGGGGUCCAUCCUUUGGGGCCAGAUCUGAUGGUGCACCUUGGGAGCUUCCACCCCCUACAAUUAUUCUACACCAUCCCCCUAGCUUUCAACCUCCCCAGUACCCUAAAUCCAAAGUGUCACCUGCCAUGCACACCACACAGAACCCCAUGGCCUCACAGGACAUGUCAUAUGACAGGGAUGUGGGAACACCAUACAUGGGCAGAAUAACCUAGGCUACAAGGGGACCAAAUACAGCUCUCGGAGGGUGGCACAGGCUCCAGUGGCUCUCCAGUAUCUAACGCAGGACACAGGGCAGGGAAAACCCAUACCUGACACAUUGGGAGAGACUCCUGGAAGAUGCUGACCACAGGUGCCCCACACAAACAGGCAGGCUGCAGGACUUGCUCUCAUGCUUGGGUGAGGGACUUUUGCCUGUGGCCCUCGAAUUCCUGCACCCACCCUUGUCCAGCUAAGGGACCGUCAUGAAGGUGGCCCCUUUGCCACUGCUUAAUCUGGACUUUUAAAUUUAAAAAUAAAGUGGAAUUUGAAUUUCA